This is a messenger RNA of Musa acuminata AAA Group (dessert banana), 659 nucleotides long. RefSeq lists its product as uncharacterized. The transcript is spliced from 2 exons. NCBI's taxonomy places the organism in Eukaryota, Viridiplantae, Streptophyta, Magnoliopsida, Zingiberales, Musaceae. The record is from RefSeq and is a predicted model, not a curated record. The coding region runs from base 53 to 472 and encodes 139 amino acids.
UAUAUUGGACUUAGUUUCUGCUUCGGGAAGCUUCUGCUGCUCGUAGAAAACCAUGGCCGGCCCAACCCUGAUGGCUCGGACACCGUUCUCUGGCGUUCUCUUCCCAGCUCGAGCGACACGGGCGCAGGAGAAGUGUAGGGAUCCAAGGUUGCUCCGGUUUCGGAUCAGGGCGGAGACGAUGGCGACGGAGAAGCUGGGGAUCAAGGUCGAGCGGAAUCCGCCCGAGUCCAGGCUCGCCGAACUCGGCGUCCGCCAGUGGCCCAAGUGGGGGUGUUCUCCAAGCAAAUUCCCAUGGAAGUACGUAGCAAAGGAGACAUGCUAUCUGCUGCAGGGCAAGGUGAAGGUUUUUCCAGAAGGGCAUGGUGAUGAGUUUGUAGAGAUCCAGGCUGGUGAUCUGGUGGAGUUCCCCGAGGGGAUGAGUUGCACAUGGGAUGUGUCAGUUACUGUGGACAAGCAUUACUACUUCGAUUAGUGCCUUGGAACUGCAAUGUAGAAGCUUCUUUGCGGACUAACAAUGUGAGCUUUAGACAUCACCAUCUAAUGCUAUCGUGUGCUCAAUCUGGACCUUCACACGCAUAUGUUCUGUAAUGCUCAUGUUUCUCAAACCUUAUGAAGCUAUAUACACAGUAAUGCUAGAUGGAGACACUUUUUUGGGUUCA